CGCCAUUUUAUAUUACAACCAAUAGCGCAUUAGCCUUUCAUACUUGUGGCCAAUCGGUGUUCUUACAUCUCACUUCGUCAUAUUACUUACUUCAAGUCAAGCGUCAUCGCCGUUCGUACCCAAAACCCAAACAAGACUUAUUGUGUUCAUUUGUGUUGUUUAGUGCUGCAUUUGAGGUCCUCAAUACUAUCUUGAAAUAAUAAAAUGGCUCGUACUAAACAAACUGCCCGUAAGUCGACCGGUGGAAAAGCUCCACGGAAACAAUUAGCUACGAAGGCCGCGCGUAAAAGUGCGCCAUCCACUGGAGGCGUCAAGAAACCCCAUCGUUAUCGUCCAGUUGAUUUUGUUUUAUUAUUUACAGGUACUGUUGCUCUUCGUGAAAUCCGUCGUUAUCAGAAAUCCACUGAAUUGUUGAUCCGAAAAUUGCCAUUCCAACGUUUGGUGAGAGAAAUUGCCCAGGAUUUCAAGACUGAUCUACGUUUCCAGUCAGCUGCUAUUGGUGCUCUACAGGAAGCCAGUGAGGCUUAUCUCGUUGGCUUAUUUGAAGAUACAAAUUUGUGCGCCAUUCAUGCCAAGAGGGUAACAAUUAUGCCUAAAGAUAUCCAGUUAGCGCGGCGAAUUCGUGGUGAACGUGCUUAAAAUUCGGGUUAUCAAGAAGCCAGAUAUCCCACAUGCACAUCUCGAUAUUUACCUAUUAUAAAUAUACACAUAUAUGUGGAAAUCGUGACAUUUAUGUUUAAGCAUUCACUUUUAUAACAAAUCAUCUUUACAUCUUAGGACGUAGUCAAAAUUUUGUUAAUCAAUAUUUUGCAUUUGAAUAUGAAAUUUUAGUUUUAAUUAUAUUUAUAUUAUCAUUUUUGUGUAUUGUUAAUACAAUCUUAAACAGCAAUU
Ctenocephalides felis (cat flea) is the source of this 891-nucleotide messenger RNA. RefSeq names its product histone H3.3. Gene Ontology annotation, molecular function: protein heterodimerization activity; structural constituent of chromatin; DNA binding. The record is from RefSeq and is a predicted model, not a curated record. The transcript has 4 exons. Bases 205 to 639 code for a protein of 144 amino acids. Gene Ontology annotation, cellular component: nucleosome. NCBI's taxonomy places the organism in Eukaryota, Metazoa, Arthropoda, Insecta, Siphonaptera, Pulicidae.